This is a messenger RNA of Balaenoptera musculus (blue whale), 2835 nucleotides long. RefSeq names its product translation initiation factor IF-2-like. The transcript is spliced from 2 exons. Bases 909 to 2012 code for a protein of 367 amino acids. Lineage: Eukaryota; Metazoa; Chordata; Mammalia; Artiodactyla; Balaenopteridae. The record is from RefSeq and is a predicted model, not a curated record.
UGCCUUCCAGGAAAGGACAAGAGCAGGUCAUGGCAGACAAUCUUCACGACAAAUCCCCGACGUGGUACUGUCCCAUCCAUCUUGCAGGGAAGGAACCGAGGCCCUGGAGGAAGAGAGGAUUCCAGACGACUGCAGGGCAAAGAGUCGGCACGGCAGAGUGAGGCAGGCGGCCAGAUGCGUCCCCGGACUCGGGGCUGUGGAGAACCGGGCUAGCAGAAACGAAGAGCGUUCUGGCAACACGAAGGAGGGUGAGAGAGAAGGACAGGGGCCGGGGCUGAGAGAAACAAAGGCCCGGGGCGGGGGGAGCCCCGGAGGGGCGGCAAGGCUGAGAGGGGCCGUCUCGCGGAGGAAGCGGGCUGCACGCAGCGGAGUCCAGCAGCGCGGAGGCCGGGGGCGGCGGGAAGAAGCCUGGGGCCGCGGACAGCAUCGGACCAGCAGGAGGUGGCGUUUCAGGGACGGGCCGCCCUCGCUGACACCCCGACGUGGAAAGCCCUGCCCGGGAGGCUGCGGGGCCAGCGGGAGAGACCCCGGAAUCUCAGCCCGCAGAGAUGACUGUGGAGCAAAGCCACCGUCACCACCCUUCCCCGACCCACCUCUGCCCCUCCAGGGGGCCCAGGCUCGGGACCCCUUGAUUCAGCUUCCCUCAGCCUCUGCCCUGGGCUGUGACUGGGGUCAGGGUUCCUUCGAGGUGUGUGUGGGGGGCGCCCACCUGCACCCGGGCACGUGCCAGGGCAACGGCGGGGCCCGGUGGCCUCUUUCUCUGAGACCCGCCUGAGGUAGGAGAUGGAUGGGCCCCUGGGCCGGACACCGGGGGUUUGUCACGGGGAGCAACGCUGAAGCUCGGGUCUCACCCACGCGCUCCAAGGACAAAGCUGGUGGCAGAAGCUGAGCUCCGCUGAAGUAGAGAGAUGAGGCGCCUGCUCCUGAGGUCAAGGAAAACGUCCUGCCUGCACGCGCGCACGAAGGCCCCUUGGGGGUCAAGAGGGAGGAGCCCCACCCGGGCCCCACCCCGUAAUAAGUGUGCACAUGCACCCACAGGCCUCUGCGCCGGGAUCCCUCGCAGCAAAAAGUUGCUCACGCACGUGGGGAGGUUCCUGGGACCAGUCAGGUGUGAGAAAAGAAAUGAGAUAACUGGCCAAAGAUUUUGCCUCCUUGAAACACUCUUGCUUUCAAACGGGGGAAGGAGCCAGGGCCAUGGUGCUCCGAGCCUCCGGCCCCGGGCGGACUCGGCUAGGAUUCCUGGUUUUCAUCCCAGCCGCCCAGCUCCAACUCCUGGGGAGCGCAGAUCUCGCUUCAGGACCGCUCACCGCUGUCCCCCCCCACCCCCCACCCCCGCGAGAUCACACCCACGAGCUGCCCCCAGCUCCGGCCUCGCAAGCUCGCCACACACCCCACUCCCGCCGAUGCCCGGAAGCCCCGCAGCCGGGGAGCACGCGGAGGGUGACGGGGAAACAGGGACCGUCUGCCCAGCGAGCGAGGAAGGGCGCCAACCCACCCGCAGGAGACGAGCUCCCGACACAGAGGCCCCCGUUACGAUCUGGGAUCCCGCAAGUCAGCCUCCCUGUGCUUGUCCCAGAGCUUUCAGAGGACAGCCCCAGGCCCUGAGGCCGCAAGGAGGCCGGGCAGCAAGGGCACCCCGCCUCCGCCCCGCAGGGCCCGCCCAGGCUCCCGGCUCUGCGUCCGGCGGGCGGCACCUCGGCCCUCACCUUGACCAUGUGAUGCGGCAGCCAAGGAACUGCCUGGGGGUGCAGGGCGCUGUCGCUCGGUGCGCGAGAAAAGCGGGACUGGGGGCACUUACGGGGGAGGCACAGCUGCCGGGAGAGCCCCAGCCUGGCUUCACCCACCGCACUUGGCAGGCGGGCACGGCGGCGGGGAGAAGGGGUCCCUGUCCCCCUUGGUGGCGGCAGCCCCAAGCCGUAGCCCCAGCGCAUGCCCUGCACCUUCCGUCUCACAAGAGAUCGGAGGUUUGGCCAAACCACCGGCAGACGGAUUUCUCCACCAGCCCACAUUAACUGCUUGUGGGAUUCUGCAACCCAAAGUGCCGAGUCAGAGCUCCUGGGUGUCCCACGGGGGCUCCGGUGGCGAGGCCGUGACCCUGAAGCCGGAACCGUCAGGCACCUGGGCUGUGCCCACCUGUGUGAUGAGCCUGGGCGAGCAGCCCUGGGGGCCGGGCUGACAGCUUCCACGCUCAGGGAGGCCCUAUGGGACGGGCGGGCACCCAGCCAGCCCCGCAGCUGUGUUCCGGGUUGUCUGCCUGCAGGGAGAGCCGAGGCUGCCCGCGGCUCUGCCCUCCUCCUGCGAUGGCCCCGCCGCCCCGACAGUGCCUCGUCCCGUCGGCUCCAGGCUGGCAGAGUCAGGCCCAGGGGGGCAGAGCCGCCUGCUGCCCAUCCGCCCCUCUUCCUGGGAGGAAGGAAUGCCUCAGGGAUUUUAGCCACGUUUUCCUACAUCACGCUUGGAACGUAGUAGGCGCUCAGCAAACGCUACUUUCUCCUCACUGGGCGGAAGGAGGCUGUGCACCGAGACUCUGGAGCUGGCCCACCUGUGCCCACUGGCCCUGCUGCCCCAGCGUCUGAGCUGAGCAAGUCCUGUCCGCCCUGAGCCUCGGGACCCUCGGGGGUCCGGAUGCGGACGACGAUCCUACCUGCUCCCCAGCCUGCAAGUGUCCCGGCUCACCAUACAGGCCAUGUACGUGUUCACUUUGAUUUAUUUAAGAGAGGAACCCAGCUGCGUCCAAAUGAGGGGUUCAGACAAAAUAAAAGCUUGAGAAUACUACUCAGCCAUAAAAAAAAAUGAAAUAACGCCAUUUGCAGCAACAUGUAUGGACCUAGAGAUGAU